Molecule: messenger RNA, 16561 nt
Organism: Porites evermanni
Lineage: Eukaryota; Metazoa; Cnidaria; Anthozoa; Scleractinia; Poritidae
Source: the annotation of a GenBank genome assembly
GAUCAGUUCAGAUUCUCCAUAAGCGCUAUAGAGGGUGAGUAAAAUAUAUUUAUGGUACACAUACAAAUACAUAAGUUAACAGAAUGUAUAUAUAAUUAUAAUACCUGAAUAAAUUCAACAAAAAGUAUAUACAUAUAAAGUUUCACUGAUCCUAGGAGCCAGUGCUCAAUAUAAUGCAUAAAAUAUGCAGAGCAAAAUACAAGUGCAAAGGAUGAAAAUAUUAUUUUAAUCUUUUUAGAGUAGAGCUUUUAGUCUGGUGAUUGCCUAGUGCGUGAAACUCCGAGUUACAACUUAAUUUUCAUCCUUUGCACUUGUAUAAUACCUGAAUAUGUAGUACAACAGUUUUAUUUAGCCGAUCCUUCCAAUAAGCACUACCUUUCAAGUUUUUUGUUGUUUAAUUCAGUGGAACCUCAAUAUACAUGUAACAAACCUCUAUAAAUUGUAAUGAAAUCCUAGGUAUGACGAACAAUAUUUUUCAUCCCAAAAUAACUCCAAAGAAAAGGUUCUUAUGGGAGCUCGAGAAAAUAAAGUUCAAAUUUCACAGGAAUUGUUAAAAAAAAACGGUAAAAUUGUCUUGCAUAAGAUUUCGUUUUGUGAAAUUUGAAGCUUUCAAAGUUUGUUUUCUUGGGCUCUCACAGGAACCUUUUGUUUGGAGUUAUUUUUUAUAACUUAUUACAUUUAGAAGAUUCUGCCAACUUUGUAGUUAUUUAUCUAAGUUUACAAAAUUUGUCUAAGCUUUAAAGAAAUCUUUUGACAGAUGAUUUUUAAAAACUUUUAGUUGUUUGCCAAGUGUUCUAAACUUUAUUCUCCAAAAUUGAUAAAACAGAACCUGAUGACAUUCCUGAAAUAAAUAAUCCUUGAUAAACGAGAGAAAAAAUUGUGAUUGGCAUUGCAAAAUAAUGGUUUUGACACACUUUUAGUGCACGAUGGUCAAUUUUGUUGUGGUUUUUAAACAAACUAGAAUUUGGUGAGGUUAAAAUUUUCCUGAUAUUUCAGUCAAGUGUGCCAAAUUUUUUUUGCCGCCUAGGGUGAUUUAACACAUACAGGCUAAUCAUUCUUGAUAACCUUUGUCAGGGCACCUUUAAACAGAGAUUCAUGAAAAUAUGUAUCACUGAUAUUAUAGUAAUUAACUUACAAUAAAAUUCCAGAAUGCAGACAAGUCCAGUUAUGUCUUGCUUCAUUGCAUACCUUCAGAUAUUCAGGAAGAGAAAAUUUAAAAAUGACUUUGGUUUACCAAUUAAUAUGUGGGUAAAAUAUACUUUGAACAAAAUGUGAACCCUUUUUCAUUUUACUGGAUAUUUGCUCUAUAUAGGUUUUGUGCAUGCAUCUCAGUUUUGACAGUUUUUUUUAGUGAAAGUGAAUUCCACGUUAAGCUUUGUUUAACAUACAUGUACAAAGAUAACAUAAUUGACCAGCUUCCACGUUCUGUUUCAUAUAAGAAAUCAACUGAUAAGAUUGGGGGUAUCAUGAAACACAUGUUUAGUUGACAUUUUCUGACACCAACUUGUUUCUGAAUGUAGGCAGCCGUUGCUCCUUAAAUGCAAUAUGCAUUACCAAAAAACAUUUUUUUUCUUUUCUCUUUUUUUCUUUUCUUUUGAUUUUUCCUUUUUGGGCAGUUGUCACUUUCUACGGUUUUCAUGUUUUUCUUUAUUUGGUUUGUAUUUUGUGAAGUUAUUGAAAUACAAGAUAUCAGCUCUGCCGAGGUUUUAGUUACUCACACAGUUGAUAGGGUUAAAAAGUUUGCUUUCUCAGUUUGACCUCAUGAUCAGUCCCUGUAAAUUGGUUAUAAUAACAUAUAGAGAUUCAAAGCAGGCCAUCUGUAUAGGGACUGGUGUAUUUGAAGGCAGCCUCACCAGUCCUUACAGGCUGAUUUAGAAAUUUGCCUACUUUGUCUUAACCUCAAUGUCUUUGUCGCAAAUACAAUGUAUGUACAGCUUUGUUCUUUUAAUACAGUGGAACCUUGAUUUAUCAUUAUACUUCUCAGUAUAAUUAGUGAUUGUAUUUGACCCAGUAAUAGUGAAAUAUAUGGAAAAGAACAUCGAUAUUAUGAAACCUUGUUAUAGCGAAAAUAUUUUGCCAGUCCCUUGGCCACUGGUUAUAUUGACAUUUCACUGUAUUAAUGUCUUAACCCUUUAAGCCCCAAUAUCCACGUAUAAAUUCUCCAUACUGACCUUCAUUCAUUUCCUUAAAAAAAUAGUUGAGAGAGUUUGAUAACAGAUCAAAGCAUUUUUCCUUUGGGGAACAUUUUAUUAACUCUGAUAAUGAUUUUUCUUGGCAACAUAUGGAUAUUGUUGGGAGAAAAUUGAUGUUGGUCACUAUCGGGACUCAAAGGGUUAAACUGCUGCCCACGUGAACUUAAGGAUGCUCGUGAUACCUGUUUCCUUCGGAAUAAAGCCAUUGAAGCUAUUGGCUGCCUUCUAGCAUGUCUCAUGACUUUAUAAUGUGCAUCAUUUUGAAUUAUUAUUAUUCUAUACUAAUUAGUAGACAGUUCAGAAGCUUCGUGUACACUUUGCGGGUCACUAUAUUUUCUUCAGAAAUGUCUGGAAAGGAAAGACUGGGCUGGAUAUUUGCUCAAGGGGAAGGGGUAGGAGAAGAGGGGUGCUACUGGAAAAUGUGAGAGGGGGAGUAUCACAUGCAUGCUAAAACCCAUAUUCCAUAUUGCCAUAUUCCAGACCAGAACCUGACUGUUCUGUAGAGCCAUACCUACACCUACCAACACAUACCUACACAGGGUUUUGGCUCCUGACCUACAUUAAUGGCUUAUUUAAGAAAGCGCCCCCCCCCUCCCCGGUACAUUUGACAUUAUAAUCUGUGAAAAGCACAUGUUAUCUUAUCUUUUAAAUCAGAAAAUAGGUAAAGAGUUUUGGAAAAAGUUAAUUAUCAAGACCUAUUUGUCAGCAGAAAUCAUCAUAUACAUGUAAUAUUCGUUUCAAUUUUUUUUCUUUUUUGUCAUGCCUGGAUAAACGUUAUUCAUAUAAAUUGCAUUAUCGCCUAUAUCAACAACAGUAAAACAAGUUCCAAAAUAAUUCUCUUGUUUGAUUGUGUGACGCGAUAAUCCUAUUAAAGAAUUUCACAGCAUGAGGAUUACAUCACUGCAAAUCCUGCUGGUGAUGUUAAACAUUACUUGAAAUUUAAUCUUUUAAUUAACUAUUGUUAUCCUAGCGGCUGGGAAGCUGGCAGAUGAAGUAAAAAUAUAACAUAGUACAUGCCAUUAACAACGCAGUUUUGUUCUGAAACUGUCUCUCCAAUUAUUGUUUCUAGAGGAUUGAAAAUACAUUUUCUAGGAUCUUAAAAAGCAGAUUAUUGCAAACAGGAACGUGGAGAUAAUUCUGCAUGCUCAUUUUCAGACAGGAUGUGAUCUUUGUGCAUUGUCAACUGAUAUUCUGAAAUAUUAUCCCCGUUGUUGUUUAUUUUGCUAAGCCAUGCUUCUGAUAUGUUAAAGCAUUCAAUGGACUUGAACUGAGACCAAGAUAGGCUUUUUCAUGCUUAGGAAAACUGUUUAAAAUUUCCUUUCAUUUUCUGGUUCCAUUUCAACAAGGUAGUUGUCCUCGAUGUAGGUGUUAACAAACAUCUUUCUUCUUGUUGAUAUCAGCCGUGAUCUUAAAAUGAAAUUGCAUGAUGAAAUACGUUUGCUUCUAUAACACUCUGUUUGUAAUUAAUAAGUGUCACUGUGGAGUACUGAUAUGAAAAUAUCUGAAUUUAUGAACAGGAACUGGAGAGGUCGACCUUGAUGCUUUAUUAGAGGAUCUAUGUAUUAUGGAAAAAGACAUGAAUUCUGGCAGUGAAAAAGAGUCCGUACUUUCACCCAGCCCUGGAGGAAAUUCACCCAUCUCACCAACAGUGAAGGUACAGAACUUUAAUCUAGAACGUACAUAGACUUUUAGAAAGCAUAAGUGACCUCUACGUUUGUGAAAUGAAAUUUAGAACAGUCAACACAGUGACGGAAUAUCUUUUCUAUAAAUAUAUUGUGAUUUAGUUUUUACGUUCUAAACACUUCAUUAUAAUAAGCUUACCAUAAUUGAACAAAUCCUCUGGUCCCCCAGUGGUUGACCAAAAUUGAAGAAAAUCAAUGUCUGAUCAGCAUUACAGUGCAGAUGGCAUUGGCUAAAAGUGUGUGAGAUGGAAUUUAGAACACAAUGCCAGAAUAGAUGUUUAUAAAUUAUUAUACGUUUUACUUUCCUAACACUUCACUGUAAGCUUACAAUAAUUGAAUCCGUCAGCUUUGUAAGAAUUUUUAGUAAGAUGAUUCCGUAAAUAUUGAUGGUGUUGUAUUCUCAGAAAAAGUGUUCAAAAAAAAAUGUUUUACAACUGUUUCCCGUUAGUCUGGUGCAAAGUAAAUAUCUUUAUCAUGAGCAGCAAAAACUGAAGGAAGAGAUUCUUUCAAUUCCAGCAUGCAACGGUAUUUACAAGAGUCAUGUUUACUUAAUAAGAGAAGAAAAUAGUUUUGCCGAUUUUCUAUACAUUUUUCAGUUUGAUUUUUAUAUAUAGAGGAUAUUACACGGUGGCGCAAAGAUAUGAAUUUUAUUUUCGAGUGGCAAAACAAUAUUUUACGAACGAGCGCAGCGAGUGAGUAAAAUAUUGUUUUUGCCACGAGAAAAUAAAAUUCAUAUCUUCAAGCCGCCGUGUAACGUUCUUUUCAUUACAAUGACAAAAUAUAAGGAAAGCUUUGAAAAAUGUGUAAGUAAAAUUCAAAAGACGCAAGAUGCCUACAAAUUUCGAAGGGAAAUUACCGAAAUUACGGUAAACUCACGUGUGAGAUUAUGGAAAAUAAACCACUCGGGUCCCGGAUGUAUUUUUUAUAAAUUUUACGAGUGGUAUAUUUUCCAGUAAAACACUCGUGUCUAUAUAAUGAAUUUAUUUAUUUUUCGCAAAAAUAAUUCCAACAUUUUCAGAUUAAUAAUUAUUGUGCCCAACAAGGAUUUUAUAUACCCUCCAUUACAUCUGGUUUCUUAUUUUGUUUAUUUUCUUACUUUGAAAACAAUAAAAAUUAAUUUAUAAAAUUAGGGGAUGAUCAUUAACGAAUUAGGGUCGCCAAUGAAAUAUAACGAGUCAGGGAAAAUGAUUUGAAAUCUGUUUAAGGGCUCUGCCCAACGUCUUGCGCCCUGUGUACCACAUUAUUGGUUACACAACAUGUGAGAAAAAAAAUAUAUUCUUACAACAAAAAAGCCGGGUCCGACUUAUAAGAAUAAAAAAACGGCUAAAAUCCGACUUUUAUAAGAACAUAAUAAGAAUUUAAUAUCGAAUACUGUAAAGGGUUUUAGAAUAUAUUGGGGUAUCAAGUAUAGUUAGUGCAGGUUUUUGCGCCUUGUUGGCAAGUUUCGCCGUUCAGAGGAUGGAAUAAGUUGAAAACAUAAUUGUGUGGUAUUUACAGUUUUUGAACACACAAAAUCACAUCCUUUUCAAAACCUCAGCCUGGGGUUUAUUCUUAAAAUAUUCUUAAAAUUUCGCAAAUUUCAGCCUCGAUAUUCUUAUAAAAUAUAUUCUUAUAGAAAAAAAAGAGUGUAGACCAACUCAUUUUCUGCAGGUGUGCUAGUUUUAAUUGUAAACGUUGUUGUCCACUUCUUUAAUUAACGUCAACUGCCGCUAAUAAGCCCUGGGCUUAUACGUCUUCGUAAAAGGUUUUAGGAGGGCUUAUAAACUGAGGGGCUUAUAUUCAAGGGGGCUUAUCCCUUUAAGCCCCAAUAUCCACAUACAAAUUCUCCAAACUGAUCUCCAUACAUUUCCUUGAAGAAUUAGGUGAGAGAAUUGGUAAAAGAUCAAAUAUUUUUCUCUUUGUGAUCAUUUUGUUAAUUCUCAUAGACUUUUCUCAUGAUAGUCUAUGGAUAUCGUUAGGAGAAAAUUGAUUUUGAGCACUAUUGGGACUUAAAGGGUUAUAACAGGACUAGAAAAAAGCGGUUCAAAACAAGCGACAUACAUGUAUAGCAUUGCUGAUCAAAAUACGUUUUGCGUGGGCUUAUAACUGAGAGAGCUUAUCUGUGGCAGUUUACAGUACUUGCAACUAGAACCACUUUUUUUUUUCAACACCGUCUGCUGCCCCUGUACCACUUAUUACCUCAUUUAUUUAACGGUCAUGUACAACUUUCAGAACUAACUGGAAGGGGUGGAUCUUUCAAACCACACCCAAAUCCAGAGCGGCUCAAUCAAAGGGUCCAAAGAACAACGCAAAAAGCAUGAAGCUUUGAACCAGAAGUAAUUUGUAUAGACUUCCAAAAAAGUCCUUCGUCGGAUUUCAUAUGGCGGUCCAUAAUUUGUAGAGUAGUUCCAGUUCCACUUCGUACAUGAACUUCCUUAGCAAAAAUUAGUAUCACAUUUUUAUUUUAUCCUUAUACUGACAGCAUCUCCUAAUCGAGCACUUUCCCUGCCAAGCAAGUGUUUCCGCACGAACUUUCGCGCACUAAUUCGAGCGGAAACGCUUGUUUCACAGGCUAUGGUCAUGUACAUGUAUCAUGCCAAGACCCAUUAUGUCUCUUGAUCGUACACUAUCCAUUUGACCGUGCCUUGUGUCACACUCUACCCAUAUUACACAAAGCCUACCCCAUUGUCACCCAUUCAGUGUUGGAUUACUACUAGUCUGCGAGCAGUCUCUCCUUUUCUUCAGUUUUAGCGAGGGGAGUGUACGCGCGGGAGCGUCAAGCGGCUAAGCCACAAGUCACUCGCGUGGUCAUUUUCGCGUCUGGCGCGUUUUCCUCGGCGGACUAAGAAAAAAGAGAGACUGUUUAAUUGCAGUAUAGAUUACUACCUGCACUGCUAUGCUGGGCAGCAAAUCUUGGAGUCUUUUCCUUCUGCAUUCUGUUGUAAGGUGAUAGUUAUUAUGUGGUAUAUACGAACAUAUAUAUUUCUUUUGGACCCUAGGUGUCAAAAGAUGUUCUCACUCGACUGGAAAGUGUUCAAGAGGAAACACGAGAAAUGACUCUAGUGAGUAUCGCAGUUUAUGCGGAGUUCAUUGCCUGCGGAAUAAGCACAGUGGAUCCCACUCUACGGGCGCCUUCUUAAUAUGGACAGCCGUAUAUAAGGGACAGUUUCGUUUGUCCCAACCAAAGCUCAUAUCUUUUCUUGAUUAAUUUUAAAAUAUUUAUAACUAUAGAUAAUUAUAGAUAUUUUUUCGUAUAAAUGUUCAUCAUAAACCUUUAUAGUUGCCGGAAGUUCUAAUAUUUGAAGAACUUCAUUUAAAUUUUAGUUCAUUGAUUCCAUCGCAGGAGGAACAGCAAGAGCGGAUCAAGGCAGAAAAAAUACGAAUUGCGUUGGAAAAGCUCCGAGCUGCCAGGGUUAAAAAGUUGGUUGUUAAAGUGUAUAACGAUGAUGAUCCGACGUCUAAAACUGUAGCUAUUGAUCAAACUUGGACGGCCUGGGAAGUCUGCAAGAAGAUGAUGCGUAAAAAUGAUUCCGAGCCCGAUCCCAAUUGGGUUUUGAUUGAAAGAAUUCCUCAGCUCAGUAUAGGUUGGUGCUUGUGAUUGUAGAACCUCUCUGUUCCGCCGAGGCUCCGCUGAGAUUCCAAGAAAAAACAUUUUAACCCUUUCACUGCCAAAUUUAGCCAAAAGCAAAUUUCGACCAAAUUUCCAAAUGUCAUUUUGUGAAAUUUUGAAAAACAAAUAGCACCAUGUGUAAGUACAGGCAGAGAGGUUUCAUUUGAAUGGUCACUUUAUGGGAUUUGGUCCACAGACUCAAAAGUUACAGUCACCUUACAAAACUCCAUCAAGUACUCUGGCCGUGAAAGGGUUAAAAAAAAUACUAAGCGCGGACGAAAAUGUUUGAUCGUUUACCCGGGUCUAAAGAAAACAGGAAUCAUCAACAAACAGGCCACCGAGGGAGUAAAGCUACGGAAAACGAGCAACAAAACCGUGUAACUUGUUUUGUGCACUCACGUUUAAACCUGCCUGCCACAAAUCAGGUUGUUGCGAGUUGCGCGAAUACUCACCCUUGAUUGCCUAAAAUUUCACGGGAGCCGGGGGUUAUGCCAUAGACAGAAUUUACGUCACUUGCUGCAAAACAAGUUUGCCUUGGGCCGGUAAAACGCGCAACAUGGACAGGUUUUGUUGCAAAUAUUACAACUUCUUCCUACUCUCUGCAGCAACUUUCCGCAACCUGCACCAAGCUGAUUUGUUGCCUGACAAGUUUGAUUCGUGGGUGUAAAACACGCGAGAGGAAAUCGCUAUUCAAUUCGUUUUGCAGCAAUGUUGAAAAACGGGUUGCACGUUUUUGUUGCCUGUUUUCCCGUACCUUGACUUCCACGUUAAUUUUAUUGGUAUUUUGAUCCUUAGAACGUCUUCUGGAGGAUCACGAGUCAGUAGUGGAUGUUGUUUCCAGCUGGCCAUGGGAUUCACAAAACAAACUAAUACUUAAUAACAGAAGAGAAAAGUACGCCGUGUUCAGAAAUCCACAGGUCUGUAUUCUCAUCAGGGGGGGAAAACGCCGGUUGUAAAAAAGUCCGCAUAAUUAGAACACCGCCUUUGUAUUUAUUGAACACGCUUAACCGUUUAAGCCCCAACAUCAACAUGCAUCUUCUCCACACUGUUCUUCAUACAUUCCUUGUGGUACUGCUUGAGAGAAUUUGUCCUUUCAUGUUUGGUGAUCAUUUCAUUAAUUCUCAUGAUCUGUCUGUUUGAUCAGACAGUGUUUCUUUGGGGGGAAAUUGGCGGAUGUGGGUCACUGUUGGUGGCUUAAAGGGUUAACCCGUGAAGCCUCCUGGGAGCAGAGCCUCCUUUUAUUUUCUUGUCGAUCGAGGAGGAUAUAAGGAUGUUUUGCCCGAAUCACGUCAAGCCUUUGAAAUCGCCGCAGCCCAUACUUCUGGACUAGUCAAUAUUGUUUCCUCUGGUUGGUUUUUCGAGCGCCAGCGCCUGUUUAUUGAUAGACCGAUGGUCAUAACUAGACCCACUAUACCAAGCGCGCACAGCUAUUAGGCCAGGGAUCGAAACUAUAUCCAAGCAACUUGCAGCGCAUGCUCAACAAAGAUCUUGAUUCAUGCAGAGUCUUUCUCGAGUAUGCCAAAGUCGACCGAGUUGAAGAAAGUCUCCUCUGGCAGGUUGCUGGUUAAUGUUCGGCUGAAAUUCAUUUCCGUUAAACGAGCCUGCCUGGCUCAUAUAAUCGGUCCAACAUUUACAUGUAGCCCUUUAUUAAUUUUGGUCAUGCUGUUGUGGAAGCUUAUGUCAAUUCUUUGUUCCCUUGCAGAAUUUUCUGUUGAGUAGUGAUACAUCACUUGGUGCAGCACAAUUAGCAGAGAAAAGUAAAGACAUCUUGCUACAGGUACAUUGUAAUUAUUUUCCAGCCAAAAUAUUGGCUUGAGUGGGCUCAAAGCAAAAACGAGGCAGAGAGAGAGAAAAUUUGUGCAAAUUUCUUUGAAGAACAGUGCACUCAAAACCACGCACAGUACCUUUCGGGAUUGUCGCGUACACUUUCUCCGACAACCUUUUCCGAAAUAGCUGUAUAUAGUAAGGUUAUCCUGGAAAAGUCAAAGGGACGUAGCCUCAGUUGUAAAGUUAAACUUUUGUUUUACAUCUUGUAUCUCUUUUCUUUGGUAUAGGAGUUCUUUCAAAAAGAUUCCACGAGGCUGCCUGAACUGGAUGGGACAUUAUAUCUUAAGGAAGGGAAAAAGUCGUGGAAAAAGCAUUAUUUUGUGCUGAGAGCUUCUGGCAUCUAUUACACACCUAAAGGAAAAACCAAGGUAAUUGGCAAGAGCAAAGCGCACCCAUGACGCUUACAGUGUCUUAUAGAGUUUGCUAGAGGCUUUAACCCUUGAAACCCUAAGAUCAAAAUUUGAAUUCUCAUUUUUUGCCCCUAUUCAUUUCCUAGAGAAGUAGUGGGGAGAAGUUGUGUGAUCAUGUCCUUAAUCCUCAUGACGACUCUGUUUUACCAAGCAUUGAUAUUACAAGGAGAUAGUUGACGCUGAUCCCUCUUAGGGCUUAAAGGGUUCGUGUAAUAGACCUUUAGAUUCUAAGACGAGGACGACUACGAGGACGAGAUUUUCUCUAUACUUGGUACUGCGCGCGCGUGAGACAGCGUCAUUUUGGCGGGAAACGUGGUAGCCGUCGUCAUUAGUAAUUUUACUGCACGAGAAUCAGUGAGAAUGUCGCCGUGGCAGAAAUAAGUUCUAAUAAAUUAUGGUAGAAGUUUAAUCAUUUUGUGAUAGGGAGAUCGCUGAACCUCCUUCAAAAUCAUGUUGGUGUUCCAAACAAAUGAUGUGGGAUUUGAACCUUUUUUUUGUAUGUAAACGCUUUCUUUUGUUCCAAAAGAAUUUGCGUAUCUGCUGUCCAAACAAGGUUUGCGAUUGGCUGGGAAAACAAUAGGGAUGGUGAAAUAACAAUGCCCCUAUCCCUGAAAACAAUAGGUAGUGAAGGUUAUAGGGACCUAUGAAAUAAGAGGUUUAGAUGGGUGCAGGUCAAUCGGCCCAUGUGAGUGUAAACGCCCUAUUGUUAUCAGGCACAUUUUGGUAAUGAAGUACUUCUCUUUCCUCUCUGUAGUCUUCACGAGAUAUUGUUUGUUUGAUGAAGUUUGAACAUGUAUCCAUUUACAAUGGCAUUGGAUUCAAGAAGAAGCUUAAAGCUCCAACAGAUAACUGCUUUGUCUUGAAGGUACAUGAUUCUUGUAUACUGAGAUGCACGACUGAAGUGAUUUAUCGCUUUCUACCGAAAGCACAACAAAUUAUUUAUGUCUAGCAUAAAUUGAACAGUCUUCGACUUGUUAUUCUAUAAAACCCUUUAGUUAGUUUUAUCUGUCGCGUUUUGCUAUUCACUGAACUGCUGUUUGUGCAUCAGUAUUGUAUGUAGUAGUAAUCCAUCUUUUUACAUCUACUUUAACACUCAGCAGUAUUUAUAGCAGUAAGGUUACUAGGCUUACUGAAAAAAAUGAUAUAAAUAAUUCAAAUAAACGAAAACAAAACAAGUUUAUAGAAUCCCAGCUAGUGGGCGAAAGUUAAAGCAUUCACAAAUCAAGAUCGAAAUCGGUCGUCAGUAGCCUUUUCACUUGAUAUGAAAUCUUCGCGCUCUUCUUUGAGAUUGACAACUGUGUUAGCAACCUCGUUCGAAUGUAAAUGUCAGUAUGAAGAGACCCAUAAUUUUUGGCGUAUUUCUAUACCUUCACCUAUACUAGGAACGUCAACUUAUCUGUUGGAUUGAUUCGCCAACUUUUUCUUGGACUUUUUUCUAAGUCCGAAGUGGUACUUAGCUUGGGAAUGGAAACGCUACAUACCUAGCAACGCUCUCUCUAUUAAUUAAGCUACUCGAGCCAACUGGAGAGCAGGCAAUUGUGUGUUCGUAAUAUUAAUACCCUAUGGUGUACCCGGAUUUUUCAGGUUCUUUUUCAACCGCUUAGGUUGCUUAUUCAACUGCAAAGAUCAUUUCAACUUUCACAACCUCGUUUUCUCGAUCUGGCCGCGGUUUUUCAAAAGAUGGAUAGUGAUUUAUCCGAUGGAUAGCGUUACCCACCUUUUGAACAACUGGGUCCUUAACUCUUUCGACCGCGAUUGACCCUUACUCCUUACUCCUCUAGCCGUAGAAGAUAAGAGCGCCUUUUAUGUGGCUGUUUACACACAGCCAAUUGGUACUUCAGAUCUAUUUUCUCUUCAAAGUCCGUUGAGCGCGCGUGUUAAAAAAUAAACCACGGGGGAUUUAUUGCCCGCCAGCGCAAGGGGGUAGGGGUUGCGGAAGAAGACAAUUUAUUUUCCUUUAUCGCGCUCCGCGCUCGCCGAUGUCUUCCAAAAGAACGAAAAGAAAAAUAAAGCAACGUCUGUGUACAGGCUAGGUUUAUUUUGGAUUUAUGGUGUUUGGAAUGAAUCUGAAAAGAAAAAAGAGUACCCGUGGAGGUUUCAUUUAUAGACUGCAAAACAGUCCGUAUUUUUGCGUAUUCAAGUACGCGCGAGCAGCCAAACAAAAGGUCUGGAACGAGGCUGAAAACAGAGAGCGAGACUGCGGAGAGACACUAAAAAUACUCUUCUCGGCUCACGCGUUUCGCGCGUAAGACUCUUACGCGACACUUUACCGAUUACCCCGCGCUUUACCGAUUUCUUUACUGAUUUUUAGAAAGAAACCGACUGUUUUGCUGUCUAUGUAUCAAAAUGUCUGUUUUUCUCUUCAGCAUCCUCAGUUUCAUGACCUUGACUCCAAGGCGGUGCGAUGUUUUUGUGCAGAAGAUGUGAAUACAAUGCAGCGCUGGGUAGUAGGCAUUAGACUUGCCAAGGUAGGUAACUAUGUAACCUGGUUACGCUUUGGUUACUUUCAAAAUGAGUGGGCAAGACACAUUUUUUACUUUUUACACUUUUUUUUCAAUCUUACGAUGUUAAUAUUGUUGUGUUAUUUUACCAUGUUUCUUCAGUUUGGGUAUAAAAUGUUGCUGGAUUAUACUGACACACAAGACGAGAUGGACAAACUCGCCUUCUCAUUGGACAGAGUCACUUUCACAAGGGCAUCAAGUUUCAAUGCAGGAGAAAAUGUAGAAUCCCCAACUAAUAAGACACAGGUUGGUUUGACAUCUCAAAAGCUAUAAGCUGCGCUUACCAAUUCUUCUUACCUUUUGAAGUCAGUUUGACUCUUUCCUCUCAAAUGAAAAACAUUGGGUCGUGAUCACUUCAUGUUGCAUAGAUCUGUAUAAAUGAGUUACCAGAAAAGUUUGCAUUCAAAAUGACAGCAAAUGAACACGAGCAGAGCAAAUCAGCGAUGGACUUCAUUUCGCAAAGAAAUUUGGUUAGAAGACUGCCUCUACCUUCAAUGUUUUAUCCUUUCCCGGGGAUUCUUCACACAGUUUUAAAAGCUAUUCAUUCGUUUAGAAACACCCUCCACGUAGACUUUUUUUAUUUGAUUCAAAUGUUUUGCUGUUGAAUUUUUGGCGUUACUCAAGUGCAUGCGGUUACCAAACCAUGAUCAUUCCAUAUAGUGAUUGCGGCACGGUGGGGGAAAUAUUUUGAGAGUUUUGAAUGGUUUUAUUGUGAAUGUGUUAGAAGGCCAAACGCGGAAAAGUCACUUCACACUAAUUGUCUGAGAUAGUACCGCCAAAGGUUUUAGCCAAUCACAAAGAAGUACAGGCUACUGGAAGUCAAAAGUUCAAAACUUGUUCGGUCAAGAUAGCUAAUUCUGGCCUUUUUUUACGUUUUUUUGUCGACUUCGACUUCUUUCCGGGCCAUAAAAAUCCAGAAAAAGAACUUGACCAAUAAAUGCCCAAUAUCCAGCCGUCGAAACCUAAAAACCUUGGUCAUUACAUGUCUGUCUCAUGUUAACCUCUUUGGCCACGCCCACUGACCUCUGUUCCCCGGUCAUGGUGGCCAUCCUGGAUAGGUCAAUCUGAAAUGGUUUUACUCCUCAUGAUUGUAGGUAGAGCCGCCUAAAGACUAUCAGUCGCUGAAGGCCAAAUCUCAGUCUGAGAGAAUCAAGGACUCUAUUGGGUUAUCGUCUGGACACCCCAGUGGUAAGUGAGGCUCCCCAAUAGGGUUUUCGGGAUGCGGGAUUUCAAGGCCGGGAUUCGGGAUUUUAAAGCAAAAUUGGGGCGAGAUUCGGGAUUGAAAGUAUGCACGGGAUACGGAAUGCCUAAAAUAACCAUUGGCAUUACGAGAUUGAGGGAAGAUUUGGUGCGGGAUGACGGGAUUGAAGCACCUUCUUGGGGACCCUCGUAAGUACCAAGGAAGGUCGCUUUAUUAUUUGUUAUCAUAUCGCUUUAAUUAGCGAGGAUGUGUUGUAGGCCUCCAGUGACAAUUGAAAUAGAGGGAGGGGAGGGAGGGGACGUAUAACGCAAAAGUAGUGAAGACGUUUAAUUGAAAUGGUCUUAUAAGGAGUUCAGGAAAUUCAUUCAUGACUUAGUUUGAACGACAUAGGUAAUUGUGAAAGUAGUGCCGAAGAGGUUUUAUUCAAGUAUAAUUGUCACGCAAUGUUUCAUUUGAAUGGUCACGCAAUAGGGUUUCAUCCACAGACUUAACUAUAACUAAAUUGCAUAACAUUAGAAAUUACCAUGUGAGAGUAUUUCUGAAGAGGUUUUAUUUGAAUGUGACACCAAAGGAUUUGAUUGACAGACUAAAAUUUAGACCUACAUACUAAAAGAAUUACAGUACCAUGUUAAAGUACUGCUGAAGAGGUUUCAUUUGAAUGGUCACAUAAGAAAUUUCGCACACAUACUUGAACAUUAGAACCAUAUACAGCAUUUGUGGAACCUUACAGACCUUACAGAAGUGUAUACUGGUGAAGUCAUCCCAUUUAUAAAGAUAACGCCAAAAAGCUACCGAUUUUAGCUUAUAUUCAGUAAAGGAACUGUAAAUAUUCCAAAACGUUUGGAUUUUUUUUUUCUGUGAGUUUGUGAAUGUGAAGGCACUUGUGUUCUUACAGGUACCAUGAGCUUCUCCGUAAACAAAAGUAAAGUUCAAGCCAAGAAACCCUCCAAGAAAAUUGGCAAUCUGUUCUCUGAUGCUUGGAAGAAAGGCACCGUGAUCGAAAAAAUGGUAUGUUCCACUGAUGUCAAUUUAUACAUGUAUGUUUUGACAGAGACAACCCAACAUUGACACAAAAGAAUAUAUUUUGGUGCGGAUAAUCCAUUUUGCAUUACAUUACAUCACCAAACAGAAUCUCUAAUAGUCCAGUUCCGCGUUCGCUAUGACCGCUGAAUUACAGAAGUGAAGACCCAUUUUUUACAGGCUUAGCCUCCAUCUGAAGUAAUAUAUUCACAAAUUCCACCGAGAAAAAGACCUGUUUAUUACUCUGUCUAUUGUGUAUACAGCUGUUUCGAGAAAGGUUGUCGGAAAAAGUGCACGCAACAAUCCCGAAAGGUAUUGUGGGUGGUUUUGAGUUCACUAUUCUUCAAAGAUAUUUAAAAGAAUGACGAGAGAGGCCAUGGACGUUUGUUUGCUAGUGCUAAAGGAAAGCAACAAAAACUAAGUUCGACAGCUACAGUGUCAGGAACAGUGUAUUGAUCAUAUCCCAUAUUACCUUUCGGGAUUGUCGCGUGCACAUUUUUCUCCGACAACCUUUCUCGAAAUAGCUGUAUUCAAAUUUCAAACACUUACUUGCCGGAAUUUCUGAAUAUUUUACUUUUUGUCGAGGCUAACCCUGUAUAAAGGUGCCGUUAAUGUUUGUACUCAGCGGUAAUUUUUAAUUCGAAACUGGACUCUUGCGGCAGGCGUAUUGAUGAAGAUAAGCAUUCGGGAUAAACACUCCUGUGGUACAAAAACUUUAGACCUACAGAUUUCGCCAGGCAUUAUAAUUCUUAGCCAACAAUAUGAUCGCUGACGUACGGUCAAACCCCUAUUAAGCGACCCUCUGUUUAAGUGUUCACUCUCUAUUACUGUUAAACUCCGAAAGCCGUGAACACUUCAAAAAUUUCAGGAAUGUUAAUUGUGUACUGGCCAAAAAUUCAGAACACGCACGCAAACUACAAAUCCACAAACUAAUUACUGCUGUUGUUUGCGGUUUAGUUAUCUCGCGCCUCAUUGACUAAUUCCUCGCAACACAAUAACAUUCCAUAAAUAUUUCUGGUGUUCACGGUUUUGUGAGUUUCACAGUAACAAGUCACCUGCCCAAUUACCAAUGAUGUUUUAUUUUUUUCUGUGUUGUACCAGAGUACGGCUGGACCACCCAUUUCACCAGACCCGCCCUCAGUGCACAGCACAGGAGGUGACACGCCCAACACACUAGACAGCAGAACUUUCAACAUUGAGAACAUCGGUAUGCAGACUGUAGAUGAAGAAAAAGAGGACGACAGCCCGACCACGGAGCAGGUAGAACAGGUACAGUUUGAGUCGCAACCCACACUGGUGCUUGACCCACCCCCACCCCCUCGCAAGUCAUUCUCCAAGAAGCAACAAGAGGAGCCAAGCCAACCGAAUGAUAAUGUCAGCGAGGAACAAGAAAAGGAACGGAAUGGUGAAAGGAGUAGCAGAAGUUCAUCGAAACGAUCCAGAAAGACCCGAGCGGAGUCACCCCCACCCCCACCACCCUCCCCUCCCACAGAUCGUGCACAAAAACCUCCACCCUCUACUCCCACAGAACCUGCACAAAAAGCUCCACCCUCGCCUCCCAAAGAACCUGCACAACCCCCUCCGCCGCCGCCGCCUCCUCCACCCCCUCCUCCUCCCCCUCCGUUACCUUCUCAUCACAAACCGAGUGGCAAAGACAAUGCGGCGGUCGAUCAUGAACAAGAUAGCAGCACUUCUCCGCAAUCACCGGAUCCUUCAAAAAGCUCUUCAUUCACUCCCCCUCCCGUCCCUCUUAAAUCCGCGACGCCCAGAACCUCAUCUCAGCUGUCAGAUUCAGCUGAUGUAUUCCCACGACCCACUUCACAAACGUCAGACCAUGAAGUGUUUGUCGACUCACUCUCAGCACCUACGUCGCGGCUCUUGUCGACUUCUAUGGAGGAGAUGCCCCCGCCCCCUCCCUCAGGGGACUCUCAAGAGGAUGCAGAUGUCGAGCUUCCACCACCUCCCCCAGCGGUUUUACUUGAGGAAAAACAAAACGUUACCCUUGGCAAUGGAAGAGACAGGAGUACCAGUGGAGGAAAAGCACCACCAGUGGUAAAACCAAAACCAGUCAGGCCACGAAAUGGGAGCACAGGACUACCAGGUCAACCCAGAACUUCGUCCCUUUCCGGUAAUACGUAA